Molecule: messenger RNA, 4817 nt
Organism: Siniperca chuatsi (mandarin fish)
Lineage: Eukaryota; Metazoa; Chordata; Actinopteri; Centrarchiformes; Sinipercidae
Gene: wdr62
Product: WD repeat domain 62
Exons: 35
Molecular function (GO): protein binding
Source: RefSeq, a predicted model, not a curated record
CGAUCCACGAAGAAGAAGAAGAAGAAGAAGGGGGCGGAGCUUAGUUUGAACCAGAUUCCCGCCGCAGAGAGAAGUGUCAGGUUUCCUUCGGCGACAGUUAGCAUGAAGCUAAGCUAGUCCUCCAUCAUUAUCAUCAUCAGCGGAAAGUUUUGACAAACUGACCUGCCGCUGGUUCGCUUCAGCGGGCUUUUAUGGACCAACACCGCGGUGUUUACACGGUUGUUGUUGUUAUUAUAUCGGUUACAGCCGUGUAGUUUGAUCUUUCUGGAUAACUUUUUUUAAAAGUUAAAUAAAGCGAGGCGGUUAUCAUGGCAGAGGGAGCGGACUGCGGCUCGCUCAACGCCGCGAAGAGGAGGCAACCAGCGGGGAGGAAGAGCCGGCAGAGCCAGCACAAGAAGACCUCCAGCAGCCGGGUGAGUCUGGAGAAAGUUUUGGGUAUCAGCACAGCCAGCAGCAGCGGUUUGACCUCUGACCACAACUCUGGGCUCAUCGCCUAUCCUGCAGGGUGUGUCGUCGUGCUGCUUCACCCGAAGAAGAACAAACAGAGUCACAUCAUCAACACGUCCAGAAAGCCCUUCAGUGCUCUGGCCUUCUCCCACGAUGGAAAACACCUGGUCACUGGCGAGAGCGGUCACAUGCCCUGUGUGCGGGUGUGGGAGGUGGGCGGAGGUCAGGUGGCCGAGGUUCAGUCUCAUAAAUACGGCGUUUCCUGUGUGGCGUUCUCCACCAACAGCUGCUACAUCGUCUCUGUGGGAUACCAACACGACAUGACAGUUAGUGUGUGGGACUGGAGGAAAGGUUCGAUCGUCGCCUCCAACAAAGUGUCCAGCAGAGUGUUGGCCGUCUCUUUCUCUCAGGACAACAGCUACUUCGUCACCGCAGGAAACAGACACGUCAAGUUCUGGUACCUGGACGCCUCCAAAGAACGACGGGUGAACAGCACGGUGCCUCUGAUUGGUCGGUCAGGGUUGCUAGGCGACCAUAAGAACAACGUGUUCAGCGGGGUGGCGUGCGGGCUCGGUCUCAUGGCGUCCAGCACCUACUGCAUCACCAGCUCCGGUCUGCUGUGUCUGUUCAACGGCAGCCGACAGCUGGAGGCCUGGGUCAACCUCAAGACGUCGUCGGCGAGCUGCCUGGCGGUCAGUGAGGAGUUCAUCUUCUGCGGCUGUGCCGACGGCGUCAUCAGAGUGUUCAGCCCAUCCAGCCUGCAGUACAUCGCCACUCUGCAGCGGCCGCACCGACUGGGCGUCGACCUCACCCAGAGCGUGCAGCACGGCGGCCUGUUACCUGCGGUGGCUCAGUACCCCGACACGUUGGCUCUGACCUUUGACCCCGCUGCCGGACACCUGACCUGUGUGUACAACGACCACAGUGUGUACGUGUGGGACGUUAAAGAUGUGAGGAGCGUGGGGAAGCUGUACUCCGCUCUGUACCACAGUAGCUGCGUGUGGAGCAUCGAAGUGUAUCCGGAGCUGUCAGAUGCGUCUCAGGCCUGCCUGCCUCCGUCCUCCUUCCUCACCUGUUCGUCUGAUAACACCAUCAGACUGUGGCACGCCGACCCCCCCACCGGACACAGAAACCUCUACAGCAACGACCUGCUGAGGAUUUUGUACGUGGGCGAGGACACGCAGCACCUGCAGGCCGAGGGGGAGAGGGCGGAGGCAGCGGGGGCUGAUGGGAAGGCCGGGAUCAGAGUGCUGGGUAUCAGUCCUGAUGGACAGCACCUGGCAGCUGGAGACCGCUGCGGAAACCUGCGUAUCUUUGGUCUGGAGUUCCUGGACGAGCUGGUGAAGAUCGAGGCUCAUGACUCGGAGGUGUUGUGUCUGGAGUUCUCCCCUACGUCCACAGGUGUGAAGCUGUUGGCGUCGGCCAGCAGGGAUCGACUAAUCCACGUCUUCAACCUGGAGAAGAACUACAGUCUGGAGCAGACUCUUAACGACCACUCUGCCUCCAUCACUGCUGUCAAGAUCACGGGUGAGAGUCCUGAGGUUCGAAUGGUGAGCUGCGGAGCCGACAAAAGCAUCUACUUCCAGACGGCCGAACGGACCGCCGAGGGUUUGUCGUUCUCCAGGAGUCACCACGUGGUGGAGAAGACCACGCUGUACGACAUGGACCUGGACUCGUCGAGGACGCACGUCGCCAUCGCCUGUCAGGACCGAAACAUCAGGGUGUACAACGUGGAAACUGGGAAGCUGAAAAAGUGUUUGAAAGGCUCGUCCAGCGAUGAAGGAGCUCUGCUGAAGGUUCAGAUGGAUCCGUCUGGGUCGUUCUUCGCCACCAGCUGCUCUGAUAAAAACAUCACCAUCUUUGACUACGAGUCAGGAGAGUGUGUCGCCACCCUGUUCGGGCACUCUGAGAUUGUCACCUGUAUGAGGUUCAGUCAGGACUGCAGACACCUCAUCACUGUGUCGGGAGACAGUUGUGUGUUUGUGUGGAGGUUGGACCCUCAGAUGACCAGCACCAUGAGGAAGAGGCAGGGACUCAAACUGACGGCCGCACCUGAAGCCUGCAGCCGCAAACAGCAAAACAUCAGGAGGGAGACCUUCAUCACUGUACCCUCCUCUCAGCUGCCUCAGAUGGAGGAGGAGGAGGAGGAAGAGGCCGACCUCAGGACUCCAGCCAGACUGGACUCUGCUCAAGAUGCUCCGCUGCUGCAGACCAACGGAAAGCUGCCCAUGUGGUUCAGAAAACUGGGUCAGGGCGGAGCCUCCUCUGGCGUCCAAUCAGACGCCGAACCUCGUCAGGUACGGAGUCGGUGGGCGGAGCAGCCGAAUCCUCUGACCAUCUGCUCCGUCAUCUCUCCCUAGAGAGAGGAGGAGGAGGAAGAAGACUUCCACCCUCAGAGUCUGGAGAGUCUGCUGGGAGAGGAUGAGGAGGAGGAGGAAGGAGAGGAGGAGGAGGAGGUGCUGCAGAAUCCAGGUGAGGACAGGAGCAGGUACAACACCAACAACACUACCACUGACAGGGACUUUGAUGUUGAGGGUGUGACUGACCCUCGGCGGACCCAGCUGGAGGUCAGAGGUCAGGGGGCAGAGCCAGUGUGGAGCACUCAGCUGAGUCCAGACUCCGCCUACUCCGAAGACUUAGCAGGAAGUCUGGAGCAGCAGCACGACGCCGACACGGACUCUCUCAGUCAGGGCAGCUCUGUGGGCAGCUUGUGUCUGGAGGACGACGAGGACAGAAACUCUCUGAAGAACCACUUUGAUACUCUGGCCUCCGGUCUGAAUGACGAGAAGUUUGACACAGACCUGCGGACUCUGCAGCCUCCGGAGGAAAAACCCUUCCUGAACUCUCGACUCAGCAUCUCGACUCGCUUCCUGUCCCGAUUCCAGGACAGAAUCAGGUUGUGGCCGAGCCGAGUUCCGCCUCCUGUCUCGAUCCCGACCAGGAUCUCAGAGGAGAGCAACGUCAGCAGCACAUCGGUGAACUCUGAGUUGAGCAGCGAGGUCACCUCAACUGAGUCAACUCAGAAAGAAAACAACAACAACAACAACAGUGGAGUGAGAUGCAGCCAGUCAGUACUUCGUCGUAGAGCUUCCUGCAUGAUUUCCCAUCAGCCCCUUCGCCGCCCAGCGCGCCGACGACACACUGUGGUGGUCGUCCGGUGCAGAGAAACGCUGCGAGACGUCACCUCCAGGACUCUGGUGGCCCAGAACAGCAGCGUGGUGUCUGCAGUCCAGCAGGGGGCGCCUCGGGUCGGAUACCUGGGAACCACAGCCAGCUCAAGGGCCAAACUGAGCCAGGACACCGCCAACUCUUCCACCACCUCCUCCACCUCCACCCAGGAAGAGGAGAAGGAGAACCUGUCUUCGUCAGACCUCCAGCCUCCUGCCCCCCUGCUGUCUGCUGGUCUGGACCUCCACAGCACCAAACCUGACCCCCAUCAGGACCAGACCAGCAGCGUCGCUCUGAUGUCCCAGAAGUCUCAGCAUCACGUGGUCUUGGCCACGCCCACUGAGGUGAUGUCACUGGGCGAAGACAGGAAGUGGAGCGUCAGCAGCGUCGAGGAGACACUGACGAAUCUAAACCAAACCCUCAUCCUCAGCCCCGCCCCCUCCAUUACCCCCACGCCCACUGCCUGUGACAUCACCUCUGACAUCACCUGCUCCGCCUCCAGGCAGGAGGAGGGUCCAGGAGGAUCCGAGACCAGAAUCCAGACUGAUCUAGACACGUCUUUGGGAGCUGACCCGCCCACCUCUUCCUCUUCUCCUCUGUUAGAAACACUCCACCCACCUCAGACAGGUUCAGGUGACGUUACGGAGUCGGUCAGUGUGCAGCAGUGUCAGCAGGUCGCCAACGAGUUGAGACAGACAGCGAGACGAGCCGUGCACCUCUACCAACAGCUCAGCGCGUCGGCCGGCGGUUCGGAGCGGCGUCUUCAGAUGUCGUCCGUCCUGCAGGAGGCGUUUGGCGUCGUUCACUCCGAGCUGCAGGAGGUGCUGCGGAGGGGAGACGCGGGGCGGGGCGGUGGCGCCCCCUCUGGUCGACUGGAGGACGGCGGGACGACGUCUCUGCUGGAGAAAUACUCUGAGCUGCUGGUUCAGAUGACCCAGAACAAACUGAACCGAAUCUGAACCAGGACCAGUCACUUCUGCUGCUUCCUGCACGGAGGCUGAGCGAGGACAGAACUCACUUUAACGUCGGCCUGAGUGACUCUGAGCUGGUUUCAUUCAGCUGAUUUUAUAAACAUCAGUAUUAAUUUUAACGCACUUUGUUUUUUUAUGGCAGCAGAAUGUUUUAUUUGUGUUUUUUAAAUCACUGUUUGUACAUAAAAACUGUAGCUUUUUACAUGUUUCUUAAUAAAUGUUUGUGUCUCA